AUGUUUGUUGAAUACAAGCCCUGCAUUUUACUGUGUCAAUGGACAAGCACCAGACUUCUUCACCUACUUUCAUCUCUAAAAAAAUACUCAUCACCCCUAUGCCUACCACCACCACAUUCACCACCACCCCCACCAUCACCACCACCACCACCAUCAUCACCACCACCCCCACCAUCACCACCACCCCCACCAUCACCACCAUCAACACCACAAUCACCACCACUACCAUCACCACCAACACCACCACCACUACCAUCACCCCCACAAUUACCACCACCACCACCAUCACCACCACCAUCAUCACCACCCACAACAUCACCACCAUCACCACCACAAUCACCACCACCACCACCACCACUACCAUCACCACCACCACCACAAUCACCACCACCACCACCACCACCACCAUCACCACCACCAUCAUCACCACCACCACCAUCAUCACCACCCCCAACAUCAUCACCACCCCCACCAUCACCACCACCUCCACCAUCACCACCAUCACCACCACAAUCACCACCCCCACCAUCACCACCACCUCCACCAUCACCACCAUCACCACCACCCCCACCAUCACCACCAUCACCACCACAAUCACAACCACCACCAUCACCACCACCAUCACCACCACAAUCACCACCACCAUCACCACCACAAUCACCACCACCACCACCAUCACCACCACCCCCACCACCACCACCAUCACCAACAUCACCACCACAAUCACCACCACCAUCAUCACCAUCACCACCACCACCAUCACCACUACCAUCACCACCACCAUCACCACCACCAUCAUCACCACCACCACCAUCACCACCACCAUCACCACCACCAUCACCACCACAAUCACCACCACCACCAUCAUCUACACCACCCCCACCAUCACCACCAUCAUCACCACCACCACCACCAUCAUCAACACCACAAUCACCACCACCACCAUCAUCACCACCACCAUCACCACCACCACCACCAUCAUCAUCACCAUCACAAUCAUCACCACCAUCAUCACCACCACCAUCAUCACCACCAUCAUCAUCACCACCCCUACCACCACCAUCAUCACAACCCCCACCAUCACCACCACCAUCAUCACAACCCCCACCAUCACCACCAUCAUCAUCA
Molecule: messenger RNA, 1128 nt
Organism: Salvelinus namaycush (lake trout)
Lineage: Eukaryota; Metazoa; Chordata; Actinopteri; Salmoniformes; Salmonidae
Product: basic proline-rich protein-like
Exons: 1
Source: RefSeq, a predicted model, not a curated record